Molecule: messenger RNA, 4667 nt
Organism: Amphiprion ocellaris (clown anemonefish)
Lineage: Eukaryota; Metazoa; Chordata; Actinopteri; Pomacentridae
Gene: map4k2
Product: mitogen-activated protein kinase kinase kinase kinase 2
Exons: 32
Coding region: 250-2871 (873 amino acids)
Biological process (GO): protein phosphorylation
Molecular function (GO): MAP kinase kinase kinase kinase activity; ATP binding
Source: RefSeq, a predicted model, not a curated record
CCGGCGCCUCACGCAGACGCUUGGAGCGUGUCAGUGGACGCGGAGUGCUGUCAGUGAAAAGUCCUGUUUAUCCGCCUGUCUGAUCGAAACGUCAGCAAUUAGUCAGCUCCAAUUAGUUCCCAUUAAGCGGUCAGUCGGGUCCGGACCGCAGAUCUGCUGCUGCUCUUUUCUCCUCCGACGACAGCAGCUGUGAUGUAUGAGUAGAAAGCCUGCCAGGCUCACCCACAGCACCCAGGCUUGUCUCCAGACAUGGACAGGAUAGGGGUAUCGUUUCUGAACCCUUUGGAUGACUACGAGUUAAUCCACCGGAUUGGGUGCGGCACCUAUGGAGAGGUGUUCAAGGCUCGUAAUAUCAGGACAUCUGAACUGGCAGCUAUCAAGAUUGUCAAGCUGGACCCAGGUGAUGACAUCACGUCCAUCCAGCAGGAGAUUACCAUGAUGAAGGAAUGCAAGCACAAAAACAUUGUGGCCUACUUUGGCAGCUACCACAGGAACACCAAGCUGUGGAUCUGCAUGGAGUUCUGUGGAGGAGGGUCACUUCAGGAUAUUUACCAUGUGACAGGCCCAUUAAAGGAGAAACAGAUAGCGUUUGUGUGCCGGGAAACCCUCCAGGGUUUGUAUCACUUGCACGAAACUGGCAAAAUGCAUCGAGAUAUAAAGGGAGCCAACAUCCUUUUGACCGAGCGUGGAGACGUGAAACUGGCUGAUUUUGGAGUGGCAGCAGAGAUCAGUGCCUCUGUGGCCAAAAGAAAGUCUUUCAUUGGAACUCCUUACUGGAUGGCUCCAGAGGUGGCUGCAGUGGAAAAGAAGGGCGGCUACAACCAUCUGUGUGAUAUCUGGGCUGCUGGCAUCACUGCUAUUGAGCUGGCCGAGCUCCAGCCGCCCAUGUUUGACCUCCAUCCAAUGAGAGCACUGAUGUUGAUGUCCAAGAGCAGCUUCCAGCCACCGAGACUAAAGGACAAAACCAAGUGGUCUGCGAGUUUCCAAAGCUUUGUGAAGAUGGCUCUGAUUAAAAACCCUCGUAAAAGACCCUCAGCUGAGACACUGCUGCAGCAUCCAUUUGUGACACAGCUGCUGACUCGUAACCUGAUAAUUGAGCUGCUGGACAUGGCCAAUAACCCUGAGCUCCACACCUCCCACACACACAGCAUGGACGACAACGAGCUAGAGUUUGAGGAAAUGGCUCCUGACAAGAUCCAAUCAGCAGGGAAGCACCUGUCUGUGGAGAGGACUCUAUCUGAAGAACAAUUUGACCAAGUGAAGUUCGGGCCUCCACUGAGGAAAGUCACAGAGCCUUAUCCUGAUUUGCAUAGCUCCUAUGAUGAUGACUGGAGCCUAUCUGGAGAUGAAGACAAUUCGCCGAGCCUGUUGGAAUGUGUGGAGCAAGCUCUGCAGCUGAGGAGUUUAACCAUUCGGAGGGCGCCAUCUGCUGAUGGAGGUAAGAAGAGUGGCUUGUUCAGUCCAUCUACAGCCUCUCUACCAGCCUUCAGCUCUCUAACUCCCGGCACAGAGAACACAGACCUAACAUUGAGACCGAGCUGUACUCUGGGCCCUGACACUGCUGUCACAACAGACUCCCCCUCCACUACAGUCUUGGCCAGGUGCUCAGCCACACAGGACAUCAGACAGCGCUGCAGUGAUCCGUGUCUGACUGCGGGAGAAGCUGUAACAGCAGAGAAGAGGAAAGUUACCACAGUUUGCUCCCCAAAAAGAGAGACACCACUGUCACCAGAGUGGAGCACACUGAGGAAAAAGACUGACGACUCUAGGGCUGAUUGUCAUGGACUUCCUCCUACCCCUCAAGUCCAUAUGGGAGCCUGCUUCUCUAAAGUCUUCAAUGGUUGUCCUCUUAAAAUCCACUGUGCUGUUACCUGGAUUUUUCCCAAAACGAGAGAUCAGUAUCUUAUUCUUGGGGCAGAGGAGGGCAUCUAUACUCUAAACCUUAAUGAACUUCAUGAAGAUACACUAGAAAAGCUCCUCCCACAGCGAUGUACAUGGUUAUACGUGAUGAACAAUGUGCUGAUGUCUGUAUCAGGGAAGUCCUCCCACCUUUAUUCCCACAGUUUGACAGCUCUAUUUGAGCAGAAAGGACAUCUGCAAAAGAAGCACAGCAGUCUGUCACUUGGCAACAACCGCUUCACUGAGAGAAUCAACCCUAGAAAGUUUGCCGUAUCUGUGAAGAUUCCUGACACUAAAGGCUGUCGGAGAUGUAGCGUAGCAAGAAACCCAUACACAGACAGUACGUUUCUGUGUGCGGCGGUUCCAUCUGGCCUGGUUCUACUGUUGUGGUAUGAACCUCUCCAGAAGUUCAUGCAUCUGAAGCACAUGGCAGUAAGGCUACCAGACUCUCUGCCAAUAUUUGAGCUGCUGGUGUUGGUAACAGAUGAGUUUCCCCAGCUGUGUGUUGGGGUGAGAGACUGUAGUAAUGGGAAAGCUCCAACCAGCCAGCAACUCCAGUUUGAUGUCAUAGAGCUGAACGGCACACCUGUUUCAGUACCAGAUAGUGGAGCACUCAAAGCCAUGCAAGUCAUCCAACUGGACCGUGACACUGUUUUAAUUGCAGUGGAAAAAACUGUAAAAAUCGUGAACCUGCGAGGACUUCCAUCCAAAGAGCUGGCUGCAGAGAUGGUCUUUGACUUCUCCAUUGAAACACUAGUCUGCUUGCAGGAUAGUGUGCUGGCUUUCUGGAAGCAUGGCCUCAAAGGGAGGAGUUUUCAUUCAGACGAGGUAACACAAGAAAUUACAGACGAGAGUCGGGCAUUCAGAGUUUUGGGAACAAACAGGGACAUCAUCCUUCAGAGCACACCCACUGAUGACCCCUCCGCACUGAGCAACCUAUACAUCCUUACUGGACAUGAAAGCAGCUACUGAGAGAGAAAAUGCCUCAUUUCAAUAGUCACACUGAACAAAAGCAUAAUCUGUUCUAUAACCUUGUGGUAGAAAUGAUGCCCUGUUUCACCGAAGCUGUAGCAGGCACCAGCACCAACUGACUCCACCACCUCCCUGCUGAGAAUGACGAAUGUCAGGAUGGGAGUCAGUUGCUCAUCCAAACUCAAACUGUAUUUUGUUGGUGAAGUCAUGUACAGGAGGGAGUUUUAAACGUGGUCUGUCAGUUUCUAACACUUGGAGGUGCCAGUUAAAUCUGCAAAAGCCAAGAUUUUGAUGUGUCUUUCAUCUUACCAGCCUAAAUCACAGCAUGACGGCAGCAGAGGAGGUCUAUUCAUUCUUGUAAAAGGAAUUUGCUGCCAUCUGUUGGACCACUGACUGUAGAGGAACAUAACAAAACAUUUAUUAUGCUGUUGUCUUUGUUACUAGAACCAGUAUAUUUGGUCAGCUGAGAAGAGACGAUCGAGAUAAGUGGGAUAGACUGGCACACAGCAGAAAAAGUGGUAGAAUAUAUAUCUUUCUCAAGGGAUUUCUGUGGAGUCUGACAGUUUUUAGUGCCAGCAUCUAGUGUACAUCAGUGGUACUGCAGCGCAAAACAUUUUGACUGGCUGCACCACUCAGCCACAGGGGUUGCCGUUUUUGGGUAUAGUUUUCUCCACACAGUAAUGUGGUCCACCUACUGUAAUUGUGCAUAUUGCUUCAAUUUGCUCAAGAAUAUUAAACCCAAACUUAGUGUAUAGAGCAUUAUAUUGUUGAUGCAGCGCAGCUUUAACCAUUAAAUGUCCAACACUGCAAUCAUAGAAGGACAGAAAUUUGGUUUAAAUGCAAAAACAAGUGUCGCUUUGCAUACAAUCACCACAAUAGCACAUAGAGCAAGUGGUAAAGAAAAGGGAGAGUUUUGACCAAGAAUAGGAACAAAACCUUUGCACUUAAAAGAAUGCAAGGUGGACAGCAGCAGUAUUCUGUUUAUGAAUGGACAGUACUAUUCAAAACACACAACACAGUUAUAAAUUCACAACUCAUAAGCGUAACAUCUUUUUAAAAAACUGGCGAAUGAAUAAUUAUAAACCUUAUAGGGGGCAUAUUUCACCAUGACAUUUUCAACAUUUACAGUAAACAUGAGGCCUCAUUGUGUGUCUGUGUAAAAUCUCUGGUUGUAUGUAUACUCUGACUAGCCAGUACCGCAGUAGAUUCUCCCUUAGAACCACAGAGUCUGUUGUGGGUUUUAGGAAAAUAAAUGAAAGCUUGAACAUGUAGCCAAAUACGUUUUUGUCAAGGACCAUCGGAACACCGUAUUAAAAUACAUUUUAAAAUAUGAUGAAUGUGCUAGCUUGCCAGAUUUUUCAUUUUGUCACAAUGUUGAGAGAUCCCCAAGUAUUAGAAUUUUUCCCAUGGGUGCCCAACACACCUUUAAAAUGUGACUAUAUGUCCUUCUUCCUAAAUAAUUUAACUCCAACAUAGGACAAAUGUACAUUCAAAUACAUGAGGUGCCAUAGAAAGUCAAUGCAAUUAAAUUGUACUUGUGCUUGUUUGACUAAAAUGUAAAUUCCACUACAUUAGAGUUUUGUGUGUAAUGAUAUUUAUGUUAUUUAUGGAAAGGAACCUAUAUAACACUCACCUUUCCCUGAGGAAUACUUGAAAGACAGAAUAUGCAUAUGGUUAUUUGUUUUUUUAAGAUGUUUUUAUUAUUAUAGUAUGCCGAUAUUAUGUACAUAACAAUACAGUAUGCUCUUACAGUGUGGAGAGGUUUUAAUAUGAAAAAUAAAGAUUUUAAUAUCUUA